Paramormyrops kingsleyae is the source of this 3387-nucleotide messenger RNA. RefSeq names its product solute carrier family 25 member 44a (gene slc25a44a). Gene Ontology annotation, cellular component: mitochondrion. Lineage: Eukaryota; Metazoa; Chordata; Actinopteri; Osteoglossiformes; Mormyridae. The record is from RefSeq and is a predicted model, not a curated record. Gene Ontology annotation, biological process: branched-chain amino acid transport; branched-chain amino acid catabolic process. Gene Ontology annotation, molecular function: branched-chain amino acid transmembrane transporter activity.
GUGGAAGGACAGGCAGCAUGUCCGCCUUGUUAACUUACUGGGUUAAUAUGUCUGCGUCCUGUGUUUGACCCGAUAGCAGGUUAGAGAAACGCCGAUUUGAUUCUCCUGCAGCUUCCUGCCAAUGCCCCUACUUUUAUUGGCCGUGGUGGUGUUAUUCGUUAGUGUCAAAGUUUACAAGGGCAUAGAAUCAUCGGACGCCACUGGGCACCGUGCUCCAUGCCUAGGGUGGUAAUCAGGACCUGGAGGACUUUCAUCCGCGAUGGCAAACACCUUUCUGUUAGGCUGCCGUAUAUAGCUGCUUUUUCAAUGGCAGCAGCUUUGGCAGUGUUACCGACUUUGGCUGGCGUGAGGUUUUCAAUUCCAAACAAGUCUGCACACGCAUUUACAUACACCAUAAAUGUCAGUCUGAUGCCCGAUACCUCAGGGAGUAAGGAUGCAGCAGAAACGCAACAUCCAGAUCAUCGAGUGGGAGGACUUGGACAAGAAGAAGUUCUACUCCUUCGGUGUGUUUAUGACCAUGACCAUCCGGGCCACCGUGUACCCGGCCACACUCAUCCGCACGCGGCUUCAGGUGCAGAAGGGGAAGUCCCUCUACAAUGGCACGUUUGAUGCCUUUUUUAAGAUUCUACGCGCAGAGGGCGUGCGCGGACUCUACCGUGGCUUCAUGGUCAACACCUUCACGCUGAUCUCAGGCCAGGCUUACAUCACCACCUACGAACUGGUUCGGAAGUACGUAUCCAGCUACUCCACCAACAACACCCUCAAGUCGUUGGUGGCAGGUGGAUCUGCUUCCCUGGUGGCUCAGAGCAUCACAGUCCCCAUCGACGUGGUCUCCCAGCAGCUCAUGAUGCAAGGCCAAGGCGCCCACCUCACUCGCUUCAGGGUCAAGCCCAAGAUGGCCGUGGCGGCCAGGAAGCACCGUGUUACCUUUGGGCAGACUAGGGACAUCAUUGUUCAGAUCUUCGCUGCCGACGGCUUCCGGGGGUUUUACCGAGGCUAUGUCGCAUCUCUCCUUACAUACAUCCCCAACAGUGCUGUCUGGUGGCCGUUCUACCACUUCUACGCAGAACAGCUCUCCAAACUGGCACCCAGCGAAUGCCCCCACCUGGUGCUACAGGCCAUGGCUGGGCCUCUGGCGGCUGCUACUGCCUCUACGGUUACCAACCCUAUGGACGUGGUCAGGGCCAGAGUGCAGGUGGAGGGUCGCACCUCAGUCAUCGAGACCUUCAAGCAGCUACUGGCUGAAGAGGGUCUCCUGGGAAUGACCAAAGGCCUGUCAGCCCGAAUAAUUUCUUCGACGCCCACGGCCAUCGUCAUGGUGGUGGGUUACGAGACCUUGAAGAAAUUGAGUCUUCGGCCAGAACUGGUGGACUCAAGGCACUGGUAGAGAGAACUGUGACCCAAUGCUACGUCCUUGGCUCUACUCAGCCUGUUGUCCUUUUAAAACUCUGUUGCCUUGUGACAUUUUAACGUGACACUGAGGUGGAGGGGGUGUGUUUUAUCCUUGUUUGGUGGGGAAUUUCUUCACAAUCAUUUUCUGAAUUGUUUUAGCAAGAUUUCCUCUGAGGAUUUUUUUUUAUGCAUCAGUAAAAUAAUUUGAUGUCAAUUUCAGUCACUAAUAGAAAUUCUUCAGCAGGUGUAUAUAUUAAUUAGUGGAAUUUAGAUCUAAAAAUAUGCACAGUAAUUGAUUAGUAGAUGCUCUGGUGAGGUGGCAUCCUUUCAUAUGGAAAGGAGAUCUUGGACGGUUGAGAUUGUAGGUGGCUUGAGGUUCUAAGGGAAGUUAGUGACUGAGAUACAGGACUUCUCGUCUGUCAUGGUUCCCAAAUCUGCUCUGCUAAAUGAAAUCUGAUUUGUAUCAAAUUGUUAGGAAUUUUGUUUUGAUGAAAUCUUGCCCUGUCGACAAGCCUUCACCAUUGUGACACAAAGCAGCAGCUUGGGAGAUGGGACAGGGGACACUGUUGCCAAAAGGUUGGCAUUCCUGGGGCUGGUGUGGAUCCAGCCUCUUGCUUUUUGCACAAGCAGUAUUUCAUUGGGCUGUCUUCUGUGUUAGGAGUGAGGAAAGGUGACACCCUCUAGUGGAGGUUGAGGGUGUGGCAUUUCUGAGCUAUUACUCAGUCUGCUAAGCAUUGCAAUGGAGAAAAUGUUUUUUGGCCAAAGGGAAAUUAUGCUCUCCUGGAAAGACUGCAAAUAAAUACAUGUGCGAUGAAAUGGAUACAUAUAGCAGUGUUGGGUAUGUACUACCCCCCCCCCACCAGCUCACUACCUGUAUCUUUGGGUGCAUCACUCCAAGCAGCUGAACCCAGCCUAAUAGCAUUUCUUCCGGAAUUUCCCCUUAUGCAUUCCUCCAACAUUUAACACUUGACUGGGUUUUCAGAUCCAGUGUUAAUCCCACUGACACGACACAACCCCAAAAGAUUUAUUACAUGCAAGUAUCUUUCUCGAGUUUACUCCUGAAUGUAGUUGCAGCCUGUGGAAGUUAAACACCCAGGACUCUUCCCUGAGUCUGCUUGGUCCAAAUACUAAUUACCAAGGGAUAGCAUCUGUGUUUUGAUUCAGAAAGUGAGGUGUAAAGACUAUGUAACUACUAAAUAUUAAACUUUCUAUAUUGUUGGGUAGUAGUUUUUCUUGCUGCAUCUCUGAAGUCCAGGUGUGAUGGAAGGCAGUCACUUAAGGAUCCACAGCCCACAAGCCAGAGUCAAGUUAGGUGGGGUUUCAAAGAACAAACACCAUGGAUAUGUUGGUCUUCAGAUCUUUCAUCUGAGAAACCCUGACUUUCCGGAGAUCGCAGGCACGUGGUGUAAAAGCCGAGUGUGAGAUUCGGUCUCUCAGUGUGCAGUACUGAAUCUAUCGUGGGAGUGCCCUCUGUUUGGCUGCGACCUCCUGAUUGGACGGCAUUCUGGCUCACCCCCAAGCAUCAACACACGGCUCCGGCCCAGCACUCUACAUACUUAAACAUGUCCACUUCACUUUCCUCUUCCCACCCCCUCCACCCCUCCCCAGAGUACAGUACCCAUCACUGAUGUCACUAUGUGCUUCUAUCAGUAUUUGGCAACAUGCUGGUUUAAUUUUUCCACGUAGUGACAGUAUUCACCCUGUAGAGGGCACACAAUGUAACGUAAACCCCUUUAAAUUUCUUCCUUCUCCUCUGUUACUAACCACCACAAGUACUGCUGACACCCUCUGAUUCCGCUUUGUUUCCGUUGUCGUCUAGCCUACAUUCUGUAUGUACACUUAUUUACAUUAUUUUGGUAAGUGUAGAUUACAGGGACACGCUUUUCAUUUCUACAGUGAACCAUAUUUGUAUAAUAAGGUUACAUUUGCCGUGAAACUGUACACAAUUUUCCAAGAUGCAAUGUUACUUUAUUCUAAUAAAGGUGUAGAUAUUGA